Carcharodon carcharias (great white shark) is the source of this 2646-nucleotide messenger RNA. RefSeq names its product cell surface glycoprotein 1-like. The transcript has 12 exons. The annotation marks the transcript as partial. NCBI's taxonomy places the organism in Eukaryota, Metazoa, Chordata, Chondrichthyes, Lamniformes, Lamnidae. The record is from RefSeq and is a predicted model, not a curated record.
ACUGCCCCAGCCCCAGUCACAGUCUGUCACAGCCCCAGUCACAGCCAAAGCCCCAGACCCAGUCACAGCCCCAGACCCAGUCACAGCCCCAGACCCAGUCACAGCCCCAGCCCCAGUCGCAGCCCUAGCCCCAGCCACAGCCCCAGCCCCAGCCCCAGUCACAGCCACAGCCCCAGCCCCAGUCACAGCCACAGCCCCAGCCCCAGUCACAGCCGAAGCCCCAGCCCCAGCCCCAGUCACAGCCACAGCCCCAGCCCCAGUCAGUACCCCAGCCCCAGCCCCAGCCCUAGUCACAGCCUCAGCCCCAGCCCCAGGCCCAGCUCCAGUCACAGCCCCAGCACCAGCCCCAGCCCCAGCCCCAGUCACAUCACCAGCAACAAUCAAAGCCCCAGUCAUAGCCCCAGCCUCAGUCACAGCCCCAGUCACAGCAACAGCCCCAGCCCCAGCCCCAGCCCCAGCCCUAGCCCCAGCCAGAGUCCCAGCCACUGCCCCAGCCCCAGUCACAGUCUCAGUCACAGCUACAGCCCCAGCCCCAGCCCCAGCCCCAGCCCCAGUCACAGCCGAAGCCCCAGCCCCAGCCCCAGUCAGAGCCCCAGCUCCAGCCCCAGUCACAGCAGCAGCCCCAGUCUCAGCCACAGCUCCAGCCCCAGGCACAGCCUCAGCCCCAAGGCAACAUCCCCCAGCCCCAUCCCCAGGCAAAGCCCCAGCCCCAGCCCCAGUCAUAGCCCCACCCCCAGCCCCAGUCACAGCCCCAGCCCCAGUCUCAGCCACAGCCCCAGCCCCAAUCCCAGUCACUGCCCGAGCCCCAGCCCCAGCCCCAGUCACAGCCACAGCCCCAGCCCCAGUCACAGUCUCAGUCACAGCAACAGGCCCAGCCCCAGCCCUAGGCAAAGGCCCAGGCCCAGUCACAGCCCCAGUCACAGCCCCAGCCCCAGACACAGCCCCAGCACCAGUCACUGCCCAAGCCCCAUCCCCAGUCACAGCCACAGCCCCAGCACCAGACACAGCCCCAGCCCCAGUCACUGCCCCAGCCCCAGUCACAGCCUCAGUCACAGCCCCAACCGCAGUCACAGCCACAGCCCCAGUCCCAGUCACUGCCCCAGCCCCAGUCACAGCCUCAGUCACAGCCCCAAUCACAGCCCCAGUCACAGCCCCAGUCACAGCCCCACUAACAGCCCCAGUCACAGCAGCAGCCCCAGUCACAGCCACAGCCCCAGCCCCAGCCCCCCACCCAGGCCCAGCUCCAGUCACAGCCGAAGCCUCAACCCCAGUCACAGCCCCAGCAACAGCCCCAGGCCCUGCCCCAGCCCCAGCCCCAACCCCAGUCCCAGCCCCGGCCGUAACCACAGCCCCAGCUCCAGCCCCAGCUCCAGAUCCGGACCCUGCCCCAGACCCAGCCCCAGACCCAGCCCCAGACCCAGCCCCAGACACAGCCCCAGUCACAGCCCCAAUAACAGCCCCAGUAACAAUCGCAGCCCCAGUCACAGCCGAAGCCCCAGCCCCAGCCCCAGUCACAGCCCCAGUCACAGCCACAGCCCCAGCCCCAGUUACUGCCCCAGCCCCAGCCCAAGCUCUACCCCAGCCCCAGCCGCUUAUCCAACCCCAAGACACAGCCCCAGACCCAGACACAGACCCAGCCCCAGUCACUGCCCCAGCCCCAGUCACAGCCUCAGUCACAGCACCAACCCCAGUCACAGCCACAGCCCCAGUCACUGCCCCAGCCCCAGCCCCAGUCCCAGUCACAGCCCCAGCCCCAGUCACAGCCCCAGUCACUGCCCCAGCCCCAGCCCCAUUCACAGCCCCAGCCCCAGCCCCAGUCACUGCCCCAGCCCCAGUCCCAAUCCCAAUCACAGCCCCUGUCACAGCCCCAGCCCCAGUCACAGCCCCAGUAACAGCACCAGUCACAGCAGCAGCCCCAACCCCAGCCUCACCCCAGCCCCAAGCUCCAGCCCCAGUCACAGCAGCAGCCUCAACCCCAGUCACAACCCCAGCUCCAGCUCCAGCCCCAGUCUCAGGCCCAGUCAAGGCACCAGCCCCAGACACAGACCCAGUCCCAGCCCCAGCCCCAGUCAAAAGCACAGCCACAGAAACAGUCACAGCCCCAAUCACAGCCCCAGUCCCAGCCGCAGCCCCACAACAAGCCCCAGCCCCAGCCCCAGGCACAGCCCCAGCCCCAGUCUCAGCCACAGCUCCAGCCCCAAACACAGCCUCAGCCCCAAGCACAGCCCCAGCCCCAGCCCCAGCCCCAGCCCCAGUCACAGCCCCAGCCCCAGUCACUGCCCCAGCCCCAGUCACAGCCUCAGUCGCAGCCCCAACCCCAGUCACAGCCACAGCCCCAGUCACUGCCCCAGCCCCAGCCCGAGUCACAGCCCCAGUCACAGCCCCAGCCCCAGCCUCAGUCACAGCCCCAACCCCAGUCACAGCCCCAACCCCAGUCACAGCCACAGCCCCAGUCACUGCCCCAGCCGCAGCCCCAGCCCCAGUCACAGCCCCAGUCACAAUCCCAGUCCCAGCCCCAGCCCCAGUCACAACCCCAGCCCCAGGCACAGCCCCAGCCCCAGUCACAGCCCCAACCCCAGUCUCAGCCACAGCUCCAGCCCCAAGCACAGCCUCAGCCCCAAGCACAGCCCCAGCCCCAGCCCCAAC